Molecule: messenger RNA, 1619 nt
Organism: Lactuca virosa
Lineage: Eukaryota; Viridiplantae; Streptophyta; Magnoliopsida; Asterales; Asteraceae
Source: the annotation of a GenBank genome assembly
GUAAUAAAUUAGCGCGUUUAGGUGGAAAUAAAGGAGGUUCCAGGAAGCAAGUGUGUCCAGACUCCACUCCAGUGUCCACAGACACGUAGAGAGGAAGCAAGCAGACCAAGUCCAAGUCCAAGUCCUCUCUCCACUCUCGUCAAUAUUUUUCUUCCGUCCCGUCAUCUGAUCGAAAUUCGAUUGGCUAAUCACAUUCAACAAUGAACUUCAUCACAACCCUCUUCUUCUGCGUCUUACCUCUCUUCUAUGCACCAUUCCAAGGAUGCUAUUCAGCAGCCACUCCGCCCGGGGAUCACACCUCCUCCGUCGUCCUUCCAGUCACCGGAAAUGUUUAUCCUACCGGAUACUAUCAUGCGACAUUGAGCAUAGGAAAUCCACCAAAAUCAUAUUUUUUAGAUAUAGACACAGGCAGUGAUCUGACUUGGCUUCAAUGUGAUGCACCUUGCACCAAAUGCACCCCGGCACCUCACAAGCCUUAUAAGCCUAACAAGGAACUCGUGGAAUGUAUGGAUCCACUUUGCGAAUCUGUUCAUUGGCCGGAAACACACCAAUGUCAAUCUCCUAAAGAGCAGUGUGACUACACCGUUCAAUACGCGGAUGAUGGAUCGUCUAUUGGUGUGUUGGUUAAAGACUCCUUUUCCUUACAAUACAUCAAUGGAACCGUAGCCAAAUCCGUUCUAGCAUUCGGAUGCGGUUACAAUCAGGAAGUUCCGGCCUCGAUGGAUCCGCCUUACACGGACGGAAUCCUUGGUUUGGGUUUAGGCAAAGCGAGCAUCUUACAUCAACUGAGGGAACUUGGUGUUACAAGAAGUGUUGUGGGUCAUUGUCUUAGUGCAAAAGGAGGAGGAUAUCUUUUUUUUGGUGAUCAACUUGUCCCUUCUUCAGGGGUUGUUUGGACACCCAUGUCCACAACCGAAAUAGAAAAACACUACUCUUUGGGAACUGCUGAGCUCUUUUUGGGUGGAAAAACAACUAGGAUGAAAGGUCUUCCUAUAGUGUUUGAUAGUGGAAGUACCUACACUUACUUUAGUGGAGAAGCUUAUAAAGCUCUAUAUUCCAUGCUUAUGAACGAUAUGAAAGGAAAGAAGGUUUAUAUAACAAAUGAAGAUAAAAGCCUCCCAGUAUGUUGGAAAGGGUCAAAACCUUUCAAGUCAAUUUAUGAUGUCAAAAACUUAUUUGAGCCAAUAAUUUUGAAGUUUAAAAAGUCAAAGUUGCAGUUGAACCCUGAAUCAUAUCUCAUCAUCAGUAAAAACGGAAACGCCUGCUUUGGGAUUUUAAACGGUUCAGAAGUUGGCCUGGGAAACAUUAAUGUAAUUGGAGACAUAUCAUUUCAAGACAAAAUCAUCAUUUAUGACAAUGAGAAACAGCAGAUCGGAUGGACUCCUGCAAACUGCAACAGGCUCCCAAACAUGGAUGAUGAUGAUGAUGGUGAUGGAGAACCAGAUAGUGCAAGCCUUUGCAAGCCCUACGGGUCCAACUUGGGCAUUUUACCACCCUAUUGUACUGCAAAGUGACAUGACACCUAGUUAGUUGGUUUGAUUCAUAAAUAAAGAGAGCUUCCAGAUUCCGGACCUAAGUGCAAUUAUUAUAUAUAUUAUAUAUUAUAUAUAUUUAGCCAG